This is a messenger RNA of Talaromyces stipitatus ATCC 10500, 1188 nucleotides long. RefSeq lists its product as uncharacterized. Gene Ontology annotation, molecular function: metal ion binding. NCBI's taxonomy places the organism in Eukaryota, Fungi, Ascomycota, Eurotiomycetes, Eurotiales, Trichocomaceae. The transcript has 2 exons. The coding region runs from base 1 to 1188 and encodes 395 amino acids. The record is from RefSeq and is a predicted model, not a curated record.
AUGGCACCUAAAGGCAUAUGUCGUGAAUUUGCAAAAAGCGGGACUUGCAAAUUCAAAAAAUGCAAGUUUCGACAUAAAAAGGACGACCAGAUGGCCCCUCAUACCAAAGAAAAUCCUUCGUUGCUGUCCAACACCCUGUCUAACACGGAGCGGGAGUUUCGAGCUUGGAAGCAUAGUAUUCCUGUCAAUAGGAAGGCUGCACCAACUGACGGCAGGCUUACUUCGAUUUUCCAGAAGGCGUUACAACUGAUUGACAGUGAUGUUGGUGUUCGUCAAUCAGUCAUUCAGGCACUUUCUGAUGAAAGUGGUCUGCGUUGUAUCCAGUCGAUGACCGAACAAAACUUUGAACGAAUGCCUGGAAGCCUUGAGGAACAGACAUUUAGAACCCAAAUCCUUCCACUCUUGAAAACAAUUUCCCAUGCCGACGUGUUGCAAUCCCUCAUACUAGAACAGUCAGUCGGAACCAUUUACAAUUUUCUGUUUGGAGUAGGGGGAACAAGAGCCUCAAAGCUACUCAGGUUCUGUUCUGAAGUCCUCAUGCACUGCAACAAAAAUGAGUCCACUAUGGAGUGGCUAGAGGCUUCUUUGGUGGUAUUCUCACGGAUUGUCGAUCUCAAUUCCGCCGCUCUUAUUCAGGAAUCGCUUAAGGAUUGUGCAAGUCAGUUCCAACUGAUAUUUACCGCAUGGGUCACCGACCACCCGGAUAAUCCUUUGCACCAGUCACGACUGCAUCUGGAACGCUUAUUCCACCGCUUUGAUAUUGGUAUUUCUCUGCCAAAUAUGACGCAGAAGAAGAUGUCUAAGGGCCCGAGAGCGCGAGGAGCUUUCGUCUUCGAGCAUGAUCCCCCAGGAGGCCGCCAUGACAAUGACCACAGAGAUAUAUGUCAGAUUCGGAUUAUGCCGACUUUCGAUGAAAUCUCCAGUCGGCGUGUAGAGUACCUGCCGACGUACGAUCCGGCACAGUGGCAUGUAAAUGGUCCUCACGGGCUUCUGGAUCGUAACUUCCGUUUGCUUCGCGAAGAUACCGUCGGUCUACUCCGAGAUGCAAUCCAACUCGAGAUCCAGCCUCCUAGAACUCUCUCAAAUCACAACCCCAAACAACGCACCAACGUAUAUCAGGGUGGUAGGAUCGCCAAGCUUGGAUUUCACAAGAUGGAUGGAUUUCAGUUUAAGUUUGAUUUUCCUUAA